AUGGCGUCAAUCAAGUUUGAGCGGGACACCAUCCGCAAAGGCACCGAGACUGUGCGCAAGGCCUCUGAGGAAGUUGUGGAAGCCACUGCCGAUGGCCAUCUGCCCGGUACCAGUGGAAGGCACCCGCAUCUCGAGAAACUCGGCACCGCCAUCACCGGCGGCAAGGCCAAUGCUGGCACCAAGGGCUACAUGAUGGCCUACAUCAACGAGCUCGAGAAGAACCCACUGCGAACCAAGAUGCUCACUUCUGGAGCUCUAGCUGGCUUUCAGGAGUUCCUCGCAUCAUGGCUCGCGAAAGACCGCAAUAAGCACGGCAACUACUUCACAUCGCGAGUCCCCAAGAUGGCGGCGUACGGUGCCUUGGUUAGCGCACCUCUCGGUCACUUCUUGAUCUGGGUCCUACAGAAGGCCUUCAAGGGUCGCACGAGUUUGCGUUCCAAAAUCAUGCAGAUCAUCGUCAGCAACUUGGUUAUCGCCCCGAUCCAGAACACCGUGUACCUCGUUGCCAUGGCCCUCAUCGCUGGCGCCCGCACCUACCAUCAGGUGCGCGCCACGGUCCGUGUCGGCUUCAUGAAGGUCAUGCAGGUGUCGUGGAUCACGUCACCCCUCUGCCUGGCCUUCGCCCAACAAUUCUUGCCGGAAAAUGCCUGGGUUCCCUUCUUCAACGUCGUUGCCUUCACCAUCGGAACAUACAUCAACACGGUGACCAAGAAGAAGAGACUUGCUGCGCUCCGCAAGAAGCAUUUCGGUGAUAGCCGCGACAGCCGUGACCCCCGUGACCCCCGUGACCCCCGCGAUCCCCGCGAUCCCCGCGACCCCCGCGAUGGCCGAGGAUCCGGGUCCGUUGCCGGUGGUCGACAGGACGACUACCCUCCAAUUGGACCGAACCCACCCUACUAG
Messenger RNA from Pseudomassariella vexata, 900 nucleotides. RefSeq lists its product as uncharacterized. Lineage: Eukaryota; Fungi; Ascomycota; Sordariomycetes; Amphisphaeriales; Pseudomassariaceae. Gene Ontology annotation, cellular component: cytoplasm; membrane. The coding region runs from base 1 to 900 and encodes 299 amino acids. The record is from RefSeq and is a predicted model, not a curated record. The transcript has 2 exons.